AUGCCGAGCCAGCUGUACAACCUUGACGAGUCCCAUUACGGGAGCGAGGAAGAACUGAAGGAGCUGAUCGGACGCUUUCACGGAGCGGGCGUGAGAUGCAUCGCGGACAUCGUGAUCAACCACCGGUGCGGCGACAAGCAGGACGAGCACGGCUGCUGGACCAUCUUCGAAGGCGGCACGCCCGACGACCGCCUCGACUGGGGGCCUUGGGCCAUCACGCAGGGCGACUCGCCCUUCGGCGGCCAUGGCCGUCCUGACACUGGCGAGGAUUUCCCGGCGGCUCCUGACAUCGACCACACGAACGAGCGCGUGCAGCGCGAGCUGACGGAGUGGAUGCUGUGGCUCAAGAACGACGUCGGCUUCGACGGCUGGCGGUUCGACUUCGCCAAAGGAUUCGCAGGCGAGUUCGUGGGGAAGUACUGCGACGCGACGUCGCCCGCAUUCUCCGUGGGGGAGCUGUGGACGACGAUGAACUACGACGGCGAGAAGCCGGACUACAACCAGGACAGCCACCGGCAGCAGCUGGUGGACUGGGUGGACGCCACUGACGGCCGCUCCACCGCCUUCGACUUCACCACCAAAGGCAUCCUGCAGGAGGCCGUUCAGGGCGAGCUGUGGCGCCUCCGAGACCCCAACAACAAGCCUGCUGGUGGGUGGGUGGAAGAGAGUCGAGCAGUGACGUUCAUUGACAACCAUGACACCGGCUCCACGCAAGGCCACUGGCCCUUCCCUCAAGACAAAGUGAUGCAGGGCUAUGCGUACAUCCUCACGCACCCAGGCAUCCCUUGCGUGUUUUACGACCACUACUACGAGUGGGGCCACAAGGAGGCCAUCAACGCGCUGCUGGCCAUCAGAAAGCGCAGCGGGGUGCACUCCAAGAGCAAGUGCAGCAUCAUCACUGCAGAGGACGAUCUCUAUCUGGCUGACAUCGACGGCAGGCUGGUUGUUAAGAUAGGCCCGCGGUAUGACAUUGGGGACAUGGCUCCCAACGAGACAGAAUUCCAAGUGGCUGCAUCCGGAGAUGGCUAUUGUGUUUGGGAAAGAUUGCAGCCGGAGGCAGGUCAUGACAAAGCAAAGCAACACCAUGAGUAUAAAUAG
Messenger RNA from Closterium sp. NIES-65, 1098 nucleotides. The record is from the annotation of a GenBank genome assembly. Lineage: Eukaryota; Viridiplantae; Streptophyta; Zygnematophyceae; Desmidiales; Closteriaceae.